Galendromus occidentalis (western predatory mite) is the source of this 770-nucleotide messenger RNA. RefSeq lists its product as uncharacterized. Bases 83 to 385 code for a protein of 100 amino acids. The record is from RefSeq and is a predicted model, not a curated record. The transcript is spliced from 4 exons. NCBI's taxonomy places the organism in Eukaryota, Metazoa, Arthropoda, Arachnida, Mesostigmata, Phytoseiidae.
GCACUCUGUCAGCUCGCCGAAGCUCUUGCGACCGAACAGAGAUCAACUUCGUCGAAGCAACACCGGUCCCCCACACAAGAAAAUGAAUUCGUCAAGCGCAUUGCUACUGGGUCUUGUUGCUUUGGCGGCUUUGAUGGUUCUCUCCGAAGGGGCGUCGGUACCCAAUUACGCCCCACCAAAUGCCUUCAAAUACCACCGGCGAGCGAGCAUGCCUUCCCUGUCGGUAGUAUCGCCGCUCGAUGUCUUGCGUGAGAGCCAGAUGAGCCGAAUCCUGGCAGAUAAAAUAAACGCAAAUAACGCCCUCCUGUCGAGAUAUGGAAAGCGAGGCGAGCCAGUAAACCUACUUCAAGUGCUCGAGGAACUAUCUCAAGCAGAGGAAGCAUGAGGUCACACCAAGCGAUGGCGGAAAGUGAUCGGCGAGUGCGGGAGUCGUCGAAAAAACAAGAACGAGGUGGAAUUGGAGUCGAAAGGAGGCGUCGAAGGAUCUCUUCAAGGCAGGGCACACACGGUGGCAGGCCUUGGCCUGGGAUUGGGAUCCCUCCCACAAUUCGUAGCUUAGACUGUUAGAUCGUGCGACGGGACAUGCAGACAUUCUAUCCUAGCCUCUAUUCGAGUAGAUCGUCUCAACAAUUCUCUCUCUCAUGUUGCUUGAGUCCAGCGGAGAGCCAGCUGUCAUCGAAGAUUCGAGAUCUCCGGGACGCUGGGUAGGGCCGAAAACCCGACUCGUGUCUCAGCGUUGAAAGGGCCGACGUUAAAUAAACGCAGCAGAG